Cololabis saira (Pacific saury) is the source of this 784-nucleotide messenger RNA. Its product is annotated as zinc finger protein OZF-like. Lineage: Eukaryota; Metazoa; Chordata; Actinopteri; Beloniformes; Belonidae. The record is from RefSeq and is a predicted model, not a curated record. Bases 50 to 784 code for a protein of 244 amino acids. The transcript is spliced from 2 exons. Gene Ontology annotation, molecular function: RNA polymerase II cis-regulatory region sequence-specific DNA binding; DNA-binding transcription factor activity, RNA polymerase II-specific. Gene Ontology annotation, biological process: regulation of transcription by RNA polymerase II.
GACUGAAAGUUUACGCUCAGACUCCAGUAAAACUGCAGAUCCGCAGCCAAUGAGACGACACGGUGACCACGAAGAUGCUGCUGUCCCGUCAGACAGCAACUGUAAAUCAAAGCUGACCAGGACCCACAUGGGGAAGAAGGUAUUUUCUUGCAGCACUUGCAGGAAAGAGUUCAGUAAAAGUUGUAAUUUAAUGGCUCACAUGAAGAUCCACACUGACGAAAGGCCAUACCUGUGCAACACCUGCGGAAAAUCGUUUACUAAAUCAUCAGAUCUUAAACGCCACAUAACCACGCACACGGGCGACAAGCCCUACAUCUGCAAAACAUGUGGUAAAAGUUACAGGCUACGUUCCCACCUGCUGGUUCACUCAAGGAUCCACACGGGCGAGAAGCCGUACCUGUGCAACACCUGCGGAAAAACCUUUACUCAAUUAUCAGCUCUUAAAAGCCACAUAACCACGCACACGGGCGAGAAGCCCUACAUGUGCAAAACAUGUGGUAAAAGUUACAGGCUACGUUCCCACCUGCUGGUUCACUCGAGGAUCCACACGGGCGAGAAACCGUACCUGUGCAACACCUGCGGAAAAACCUUUACUCAAUUAUCAGCUCUUAAGAGCCACAUAACCACGCACACGGGUGAGAAGCCCUACAUCUGCAAAACAUGUGGAAAAAGUUACAAGCAACUUUCCCACCUAGUGGUUCACUCGAGGACCCACACCGGUGAAAGGCCGUACCGAUGCUGCUGCUCCAGCAGACACACCAUAAAAGAUGACCGGAACACGUGA